Molecule: messenger RNA, 2144 nt
Organism: Pimephales promelas (fathead minnow)
Lineage: Eukaryota; Metazoa; Chordata; Actinopteri; Cypriniformes; Leuciscidae
Gene: wdr45b
Product: WD repeat domain 45B
Molecular function (GO): protein binding
Source: RefSeq, a predicted model, not a curated record
CUUCGCAUUUUGUCAUCUACAACAUCAGUUACGCUCCUGUAUAUAUAAAACUUUAGCAAAAAUCGCCUGUUUCUUGUAGCACAGAAAUAUAUACUAUAAAGUAACAAUAGCGAUUGGCAAAACUCUGACAGGCAGACAGACAGGCAGACAGACAGACAGUAGGCACUUUAUUUCCUGACAGACAGUCAUAAUGUUAAACUGUACUGGGUAGCAUUAGCAUUAGCCUACAGCUCUAGGAAUGCCGUCCUCUAGUUAGGGCUACAGUCUUUUCGUUUUGAUUAGACAAAUAAUAUAAAGCACUAUGAAUUUAUUACCAUCAAAUCCUCACGGUAAUGGAUUACUUUAUGCUGGAUUUAACCAGGAUCACGGAUGUUUUGCGUGUGGAAUGGAGAAUGGAUUCAGGGUUUAUAACACAGACCCGCUCAAAGAAAAAGAGAAACAAGAGUUUCUGGAGGGAGGAGUCGGGCACGUGGAGAUGCUUUUCCGAUGCAAUUAUCUUGCACUUGUUGGAGGCGGGAAAAAGCCGAAGUACCCUCCCAAUAAAGUGAUGAUAUGGGAUGAUCUGAAGAAAAAGACUGUGAUAGAGAUCGAGUUUUCCACCGAGGUCAAAGCUGUGAAGCUUCGCCGUGACAGGAUCGUGGUGGUCCUGGAUUCCAUGAUUAAAGUCUUCACGUUCACCCAUAACCCUCAUCAGCUGCACGUGUUCGAGACCUGCUAUAACCCCAAAGGUUUGUGUGUCUUGUGCCCAAACAGCAACAACUCUCUGCUGGCGUUCCCGGCCACACACUCAGGACACGUGCAGAUCGUGGAUCUGGCCAACACCGAGAAGCCUCCGCUGGACAUUCCCGCGCACGAGGGCUCCCUCUGCUGCGUAGCGCUAAACCUGCAGGGCACGCGCAUCGCCACCGCGUCCGAGAAGGGAACCCUGAUCAGGAUAUUCGACACCUCGGCUGGGCAACUGAUCCAGGAGCUGCGGAGAGGAUCACAGACCGCCAACAUAUACUGCAUCAAUUUCAACCAGGACGCGUCUCUGAUCUGCGUUUCCAGUGAUCACGGCACAAUCCACGUUUUUGCAGCGGAGGAUCCCAAGAGGAACAAGCAGUCCAGCUUGGCGUCCGCCAGUUUCCUGCCCAAGUAUUUCAGCUCCAAGUGGAGUUUCUCCAAGUUCCAGGUGCCGUCCGGUUCUCCCUGCGUCUGUGCCUUCGGGACCGAGCCCAACGCUGUGAUCGCUAUCUGCUCCGACGGGAGCUACUACAAGUUCCUGUUUAACCAGAAGGGCGAGUGUUCGAGGGACGUGUACGCGCAGUUCCUGGAGAUGACCGACGAGAAGAUCUGAACACACACACACUACUUCACUUUACCCGAGUCUGGGAGAUUCCCGGAUAGGGAAGGACUCCGGUGGGACACGAGCGGAGGGAACUAAACACUGUCCACACUCGAGUCUCUCCUGACUGGAGCAGGACUGCGAGAGUGACUGACGAGGGAAACCUUAUUUUGUGACGGGACACUUUUUAAACCGGUCUUCCGUGGGUCCAGCGUCCCGGCGCUGACGGACCUGAUGUAGGAGUGCCUCUGCAUCAUUCACACACUGCAUUUGCAAACUGUUUCUUAGUGUUAGAUAUUGUUUUUCUUGCUGUAAGAACACCAGAUUAAAAUCACCAAACUACAUGUAAUAUAGGCUAGUAUUACGAAACAGACAUUUUUUGGUGUAAAUAUGUGCUCCUCGUUUCAUGCUAUAUUUGCUGGCUUUAAGGAAAUCUAAUCAGUGUACAGGAUAUGCUUCGGUAAUUAUCACACGAGAGACGUGACAGAUCUUCUCCACAUUUACACUCCUAAUGGUUUCAAAUAAAAUGGUCAGCUUUUUCCCAAAUUAACCCAGAAGAACUGCAUUGCUACUUUAAAAAGGGUAAAUGUUUGGAGCUUGUAAAGUCUUGCAGUAAUUCUCUGAACCAGAAGUGCCCAUCUCAUCACCCGCUGAAGAACAGUGUCUUCACUCUUAUUACUGUUCUUUCAGAUGUAUCUGAGCUGUUUUGUUACUCAUUUGAUGCUUUUGUCAUUGAUUACGUGCAAGUGAUGCGCAUAAUUUCAUGAAGAUGAUGCACACAAUUCAGUAUCAUGACAAAUUAAAGACGAUUGUAAACAAU